GUUUAAUAAUUUAGUUUGUGCUUGAUUGAGAAAUAGAACGGUUGUUUUCAAAGUUCCUUCAAUAUUCCAAUUUAAUUAAAAAUUUUAUAAAAUUAAAAAAUAAUUUUAGAAAUUAUCAAAAUAAUAUUUUAAUAAAAAAAAAUGGGUAGUGAAGAUAAUAAUUCUGGUGAAUCGAAAUUCGGUUUUAAAGACAAGGAAAAAGCUGAAGAAACUCUUCAACUUCUUGAAAGUCAUGACAUGCAAUAUAGAAAGUUAACAGUACGCGGUCUUUUAGGACGUGCCAAAAGAGUUCUAUCUAUGACAAAAGCUGCUGAUAAAGUUAAAAAUAUAAAUGAGGCAAUAGAAGUUUUUGAAAAAUGGUUGGAAGAGAAUGGUGGUGGUGCUGCUAACAAAAAUGCAAAAACCGAUGGAGAUGAUAAAGUUGAAACAGUUCCUGGAUUAGGCUUUAAGGAUAAAGAGGCCGCGGAAAGGACAUUGAAAAUUCUAGAAGGACGUGAUCCAGAAUAUCAAAAAUUAGCUGUUAAAGGUUUGAUUGGCAGUUCAAAACGUGUUUUAUCUGGUACUAAAAAUGAAGAUAAAAUAAAAGCUAUAAAAGAAGGUGUUCAAAUUUUAGAGGAUUUCCUGGAGAAAUUUGAAAGAGAUAAUUUAAUUCGUUUAAAUAAAGCAUAUUUACAAUAUUCAAUAAUAUCAAAAUUACCGGAACCCAAUGAUGAAUUGGCCGCUGAGUUUCUUAGCGCAUAUAGCGGUGAAAAAGCCAAAGGUAAUUAUAAACAUUUACGAACAAUGUAUCCAAAAGAUGAUGACGAAACAUCAUGGGAUAUAAUAAGAAAUAAAAAUGUAAAUGAAUUAUGUGAAGAAAUGAAAAAAGAUGAUUUAAAAUUAUUCAAAGAGAAUGGUGAACCAUCAGAUAUACAUUUAAAAUUGAUUCAUUGGGCCUAUAGUCCACAACCAGAUAAAUUGAAAAAAUAUAUUGAAACAUUAAGUACAAAAGCUGAAAAAAGAAAAUCAGCAGCAGAUAGUUCCGACUCAGAUGGUGGAGAAGUUAAAAAACAAAGAAUUGAAAGCGAUGAUUAAAUCAGUUUAUUUUUACAUAAUGGCGCAUUUAAUAAAAUAUAAAAAUAAGAAUUAUAUUGAUGUAUUUUAUUAUAAUUAUAAUAUUUAAACAAACCAACAAUCAACUAAACAAUCAAACAGAAACUAAAAAGAAUCCACCUGCCAAAUAAAUAAUUUCGAAUCAUAAAAUUACAAAACACAUUAAAAGUGAAGGUGAAUGAUUAAUUGAAAUGAACAAAAAUGUAAUUGAAUUUGGUACCUGAUUACAAGAGAAAAAUAAAAACAAAAGCAAACCUAUAUUGAUCUUUAUUUACAUAUACACAUACAUAUGUACUUACUGUACUUAGUCAUUGUGGAUAUUAUUAAAUUUUGUAUGUUUUGCAAAUAUAUACCGAUAUAUAUAUAUGUAUAUAUAAAUGUAUUUUGUACAUAUUUUUGAAUAUUACACAUAUUAUAUUAGUAAAACAAAACAUGAAAAUAAUGAACUAAAUAAAA
Messenger RNA from Condylostylus longicornis, 1548 nucleotides. RefSeq lists its product as uncharacterized. The coding region runs from base 142 to 1074 and encodes 310 amino acids. Lineage: Eukaryota; Metazoa; Arthropoda; Insecta; Diptera; Dolichopodidae. The record is from RefSeq and is a predicted model, not a curated record. The transcript has 3 exons.